Molecule: messenger RNA, 3931 nt
Organism: Puntigrus tetrazona (Sumatra barb)
Lineage: Eukaryota; Metazoa; Chordata; Actinopteri; Cypriniformes; Cyprinidae
Gene: pla2g4f.1
Product: phospholipase A2, group IVF, tandem duplicate 1
Exons: 22
Coding region: 279-2801 (840 amino acids)
Biological process (GO): glycerophospholipid catabolic process
Cellular component (GO): cytosol
Molecular function (GO): calcium ion binding; calcium-dependent phospholipid binding
Source: RefSeq, a predicted model, not a curated record
AAACAGCACGACUUUUGUGCUUUACUGUGAAUUACUUGUUUUUUGGACACUUUGGGCAAUACCAGCACAGACAUAAAACACAGUGACAAUACUGCCAAUGAUAACAUGUUGACACGGUUAUGUAAUUUAUAGCCAGGACCCUGUGAAACUGGAAAAGAGAACCAGCACUCACUUUAAAAGAUAGACAGACCUACACAGACUGAAGAUAAUCUUCUGAAGCAACCCUGUAUUCAUUGACCUAGGCAGCUGGAGCCAGAUCUCAGCGCAAACAUUCAACAAUGCUUAAGAGAGAAGUCAAGCCAUACUGGAAUCUGUCGGUCAAAGUUUUACAUGCGAAGAUCCACGAGUGCUACGACUACUUCUCUGCGCCUGACUGCUAUGUCAUCCUGAACCUACCCACUGCAUCUGCCCGUACAUUUCGCACCAAGACUAUACCAAAUAGUAAGCAACCUGAAUGGAAUGAAACUUUCACUUUCAGGGUGCACAGCAACAUUAAGAAUAUUUUAGAGCUCCUGAUCUAUGACGAGGAUCCAUUCAUGAGAGACAACCAUUGUGCCACUAUCCUGUUUGACAUCAAUAACCUCACACCUGGGAAAAAGCAGACCAAAUGCUUUAUAAUAAAUAAGAUCAAGGAUGAACUGUGGGUGGAAUUUGAGAUCACUAAGAGCUCUGAGACACCAACGCCAUGCGUCUCUAAUGGAGUUUUGGUGGCAGGUCCUUUCUGUGAGCUGAAUGUAGAGAUAGACAAGCUUCUAAAAAAAUCAGAAGCAAUGCAGAACAUGGUGUUAAAACUAAAAGGGGCAUACAAAGAGGAUUUUGUGAUCUCAAAAUCUGAGGAAAGUUCAAGCUUUCUGAAAACGUUACGUUAUUACAUCAACCGAGACCUGGAAACUGAACUCAAUCUGACCUCAGAGACUGUUGUCAGCUCAGCAAAUGCUGGGACAGUAGUAGUGGAUGGUGCUGUUCCAGAAACUAUGGACACUGGAUUGACUUCCAUCCCUUUAAAACCGUUACCAGCCAAAAAACAGAUUACGGUCUCUUUGCCUCUGGGAGAGAAUAAGGUUGAUCUGCAAUUGAAAACAGAUGAUCGCUCUCAUCAAGAGCUGGAUGUGCGUCUGGAUUUUGAUAUCCCAGUAGAAGAAAAGAAUUUUCUGGUGAAGAGAAAAAAUGUCGUUUGUCAGACUCUACAGAAAGCUUUGAAUCUCACCACUGCACCUGAGCCCAGCAAGGUCCCAGUGUUCGCUGUGGUGUGUUCUGGUGGCGGGAGCAGAGCAUUAACAAGCACAUACGGUAGCCUUCAGGGUCUGCAGAAGAUCCAGCUUCUCGACGCAGUCAGCUACAUCACAGGGGUUUCAGGUGCCACUUGGGCCCUAGCCUCUCUUUAUGAAGACUCUAACUGGUCAAAGGGUGGUCUCGACAAGUCUAUGGAGUCCAUAAAGAAAGAGCUCUCAAAAAAGGCGCUCAGUAUGUUUUCCUCAGAGCAGCUAAAGGAAUACAAAAAGAGGAUGGAAGAGCGAGAGAAGGAAGGACAACUUGUGUCUCUUAUCGACAUGUGGGGCCUAGCUUUAGAGUAUCUUUUCUAUGGGAAAAAACGCAUGGGUACGCUGUCUGAAAUGCAAAGGACAGUGUCUGAAGGCCAGAACCCUCUGCCCAUAUUCACAGCUGUUAAUCUCAAGCAUGGCAAAGAAGACAGUAUAACAGAUGCAGAAUGGUGUGAGUUCACCCCAUAUGAGGUUGGAUUUCCCAAAUAUGGUGCAUUUGUGCCUGCGCAGAAUUUUGGGAGUGAAUAUUACCUCGGCCACAUGAUCAAGAAACUUCCUGAGACUGGGUUGUCUUUUCUUGUAGGAAUGUGGAGCAGCAUUUUCUCUAUAAAUCUCACGGAAAUCUGGAGUCUUGCGACAGGAGUCAGCCCUUCCUGGAUGCCUUGCACUGGAGGAGGAGUGAGUAACACAGAGACUCAUAGUAAACAAACAGCACUUGGUACAUACCUGCUCGGCCCUGUGACUGACUUUGCUAAAAUGCUAUGUAGCUUUAUGACCAGCCGCCCCAUUGUCAGCCAGGCAUACAACUUCUUGAGAGGCUUCAACCUGCACAGCAGCUACAAUGAGAACACGGGCUUCAUCACAUGGAAAGACACACACCCAGACGCCUUUCCUAACAACAUGACUCCAGCCGAUCCUGUGCUAGGCUUAGUAGAUGCCGGAUUUGCCUUAAAUUCGGGAUUUCCUCCUUUGGUCCACUCUCACAGAAAAGUGGACGUUAUUCUGUCUCUAAACUACUCUUGGGAUCCAGAUCAGUUUAAAGUCAUAAAGCAAUCUCAGGAGUACUGUGCUGAUCGGAAGAUUCCAUUUCCAAAGAUUGAUUUCAAAAAGGUGGAGUCAGAGCCGCUGAAGGAAGUUUACAUCUUUGAGGAUAAAGACAAUCCGGAAGCUCCCAUAGUGCUUCACUUUCCCUUGGUCAAUGUUUCAUUCAAGCAAUUCAAAGCUCCUGGAGUGAAGAGAGAGGGUGAGAAAGAGCAGAAAGAGGGAGCGGUUGAUGUUGAAUUGAACAGUAGCACCUCCCCUUAUGUCACACACAAAUUGACUUACACACCAGAGGACUUCCAGAGGCUCAUCAAUCUCACCUCCUACAACAUCCAAAACAACAAAGAUGCCAUUUUGAAUGCGCUAAGUAAAGCAUUAAACCGAAACAGAGAAAAGCGAACAGGGGAUGAUGGUCAUGGCAAAAAGGAGAAGGCAGCUGUUUCAGCAUCCACAACACAACCAGGAUCACAAAAAACACGAAAGACUGAAGCAAAGUGAUCUACAGCUCCGCUACUGUGAAAAAAACCCCUGCAUCCUUCUUUUAUUAAGUUUUGUUAAUCAUAUUCUUUAAUAGUCUGUAAUUCUUUUUUGUUAUAAAUGCAAAAAAUGCCAAAAGCAAUAUUUGAGAAACACAUAACCAGUCAGUGUUUAUAACUGUCGCCUUACUUUAGUUCGAUUUGCUGUGCUUAACUUGUAAUAAUGUUUUCUAAUUUGAGAGGACAGGUAGUUUUUUGCAGGAAAUUCGAGCAUGUCAUCAUCACAUCACAUCUGUAAAAAUCAAGAUUGAGUUCCGGCUUGUCUUAUUCACCUGUGAAUAUAGACAUUUAAUUGUAGCCUGUUCUCAUAACAGCUGGAAUAAUUGUCAAAAAAUGGCAUUUUGACGGUGGAUUGUAAUCCAGAAAGGAUUAUAUGAAACGAAUGAAAUUAAAUUCUAUUCCGGUUUUAAAUGUGCUUCUGAUAACAGACAGGCUGGGACACAAGACUGUCAUUUGUCUGCCACAAGAUUUGUAUUUUAAAGAAAACCGGUUUAAAUGGGGAAAAAUUUACUUUUUGGGUUAAAGGAAUUUCUUAAUAUGAAAUUCGAAUGAUGUGGCAUUCAGAUAUUAGACUGUACAUAAAUUUAAAUCUACACGCUAAUACACAUUACACUCAUAGUCACACAAUACUGAUGUUGUUAGCAUGAAUAAUUUGAGAAUAAAGUACAAUAAUAAUAAUAAUCAGCAGAGUAUGAUGUGAUGUGACUGUUAAAUCGCCAUCGAUAGCGCAAUUUAUGAUAAUAUUUUUUUCCUCAGUCAGAACAAAGCAUGGCUUAAUAUCCGGUGAAAAGUCUUAUUUGGGUCAUAUAUUCUAAGACGUAGUUUAAAAAUCUGUGAUUACUAAAUACAGGAUUCACACCGGUGCGGCAAAAAAAAAAAAAAGUGGUUUUCAAACAUAGAUGACGACAAAGAGGCAAAACUUACGGACUGCGGUUUUAAUGAAAAAAUUGUUGGUGAUGACAUACUCAAUAUUACCUUGACAUUAUUUAGUAUGGAUGGUGAAUAGUGAAAUAACAGCUUUGUUUAUAUGCAUUGUUAACUUGUCAUUUCUGUCAAUUCACAACACAAUUAAAACUAAUGCAUUAAUUAAAA